CAUAAACAAGAAACUGUAAAAAAAAUCAUAAUUUUUUUAAAACGUAACAAAAAUAUUAGUUUUUGAGUUAAAAUCUUAUCUAAAGAUAUGAUUAAAGUUGAAAUAACAGACGGUAUCCUUGAAGGCACGGAGGAGAAAAAUAAAUACGGUGACAGUUAUUUUAGCUUUAAAGGCAUCCCCUACGCGGAACCACCUCUAGGUGAUCUCAGAUUUAAGGCUCCACAGAAACCUAAGCCUUGGAAAGGUGUACGACCCGCAAAAGAAUUCGGCCCAAUUUGCUAUCAGUAUGACGUAUAUAAUAAAAAAAUUCAUGGCAGCGAAGACUGUCUGUACCUCAACGUGUAUACGCCUGAACUAAAACCGACUAAACCCAUACCAGUAAUGUUCUGGAUUCACGGAGGAGGAUUGAUCAAUGGAAGCGGUAAUGACGAUUUAUAUGGACCUGAAUUCCUCAUCAGACAAAACGUUAUACUUGUCACAAUUAACUAUAGACUCGAAGUCCUUGGAUUCCUUUGUCUUCAUACCAAAGACGUGCCAGGAAACGCAGGGAUCAAGGACCAAGUGGCUGCGUUACGGUGGGUGAAUAAAAACAUUGAACGCUUUGGUGGAGACCCAGACAAUGUAACAAUAUUCGGUGAAAGUGCUGGUGGAGCGUGUGUUUCUUUUCAUUGCAUGUCACCCAUGAGCAAAGGGUUGUUCAAAAGGGCAAUAAUACAAAGUGGUAUAGCGACAUGCUGGUUACCAAAUGUAUUCCAACCUCGCGAACGUGCUCUCGUAUUAGCGAGAGAUCUAGGCUGUGAGUCUGACAAUGAAACUGAUAUAAUUGAAUUUUUCAAAUCACAGCCUAUUGAGAAUCUUAUUAAUAAACAAAUAAAACUAACUUUAAUGGAAAACAUUAAGGAAUAUCCAUGCGUAUCUUUUGGAAUUGUGAGUGAAAAGGAGUUUCCUGGUGUAGAGAGAUAUUUCCAUGGCGAUAUUUAUGACGUUUUGAGGAAAGGGAUUCAUGAAGACAUAGAAGUAAUGAAUGGAUACACAGAAGACGAAGGAAUUAUAUUCUUGGCCGGUAAUUGCGACCUGCCAAAAAUUUAUGAACAAUCCAAUAACUGUUUGGAAUAUUUCGUCCCAAAACCUAUAGAAAUCAAUUGUCCCCUAACAAUUCAAAUAGAAGUGGGCACAAGACUCAAAAAAUUCUAUUUUGGGCAGCAAAAAGUAUCCAGCGAUACUUUGGAUCAAUUUGUAAAAUAUGUUUCAGCAGAUAACUUUAUAUAUCCGUCGAUUUUAUGGCAAAAGAUUGUGGCAAAGAGAAAUAAAAAUGUGCUUUUCUUUUACAAAUUUAACUGCAAGUCUGAGAGGAAUAUCUUCACCCAACUGAUGGGUAUACCAGAUUUGUUCCAAGACCAAACAGUAGUGUGUCACGGCGACGAUCUUCCCUACAUCUUUCCGGUUAAAAUUUUUGAACAGAACAUUUCAAUGGAUUCUGAAGCCUUUAAAAUGAUUGACAAAGUAACAAAAUUGUGGACGAAUUUUGCGAAAUAUGGAGAUCCGACACCAGACAACACAUUAGGCGUUAAAUGGUCACCAUAUACCAGGAAAGAGGAAAAUUACAUCAUCAUAGAACAGUUUUUGACAGCAAGCAAGGCACCGGACUCCAGUACAUUCGAUUUUUGGGAAUCAAUUUUCAAAGAGUUCUACCCUCAUGUAACAGUAUGAGAAUGUCAGAGAUCAACAACAUUUACAAUAUAAAAAGAUUCAAUUACUUACCUUGAUAUACCAGCCAGCAAAUAUCUUAAUUUGUUCCUGAAAAAGAAACAAGAAUACAUUAUUAUUAAUACAUUGCGUUACAUGC
This is a messenger RNA of Bicyclus anynana (squinting bush brown), 1846 nucleotides long. Its product is annotated as esterase FE4-like. The record is from RefSeq and is a predicted model, not a curated record. The transcript has 3 exons. NCBI's taxonomy places the organism in Eukaryota, Metazoa, Arthropoda, Insecta, Lepidoptera, Nymphalidae. The coding region runs from base 88 to 1710 and encodes 540 amino acids.